GGGGCUGCCAGCUUGAGCCACUGGUCCUCCGGGGACCUCCUCCUGGGGAACGGAGCAGCCCUUGGUCUCCAGGCUCACCGCGGAUGUCCCCCCGUGCCCCCCUGGGUCUGCUCCCCUAGUGCCAGUGCAGAGGGAGGACUGCUCCUCUCACCAUGGUGCUGCCACCACCCGACAAGCGCCACGUCUGUCUGACCACCAUCGUCAUCAUGACCAGCAUGGCCUUCAUGGAUGCCUACCUGGUGGAGCAAAACCAGGGGCCUCGCAAGAUCGGCGUCUGCAUCAUCGUGCUGGUGGGGGACAUCUGCUUCCUCAUCGUGCUGCGCUACGUGGCGGUGUGGGUGGGCGCGGAGGUGAAGACGGCCAAGAGGGGCUACGCCAUGAUCCUGUGGUUCCUCUACAUCUUUGUGCUGGAGAUCAAACUGUACUUCAUCUUUCAGAAUUACAAAGCGGACAAGAAGAACCUGGAGACGGUGGCCAGGAAAGCCCUGACCCUGCUGCUCUCCAUCUGCGUGCCAGGGCUCUACCUGGUGCUGGUGGCCUUGGACAGCAUGGAGUACAUACGGACCUUUCGGAAGAAAGAGGACCUGCGGGGGCGCCUUUUCUGGGUGGCCCUCGAUCUGCUUGAUAUCUUGGACAUCCAGGCCAACCUGUGGGAGCCACACAGGACCGGCCUGCCCAUCUGGGCAGAGGGGCUCAUGUUCUUCUACUGCUACAUACUCCUUCUGAUCCUGCCUUGCGUGUCCCUCAGUGAAAUCAGCAUGCAAGGGGAGCACAUUGCCCCACAAAAAAUGAUGCUCUACCCCGUCCUCAGCCUGGUCACCAUUAACAUCGUCACCAUCUUCAUCCGGGCCAUCAACAUGAUCUUGUUCCAGGACAGCAGGGUCUCCACCAUCUUUAUUGGCAAGAACAUCAUCGCCAUCGCCACGAAGGCGUGCACCUUCUUCCUGGAGUACAAGCGGCAGGUGAAGGAGUUCCCCCAGAACGCCAUUGCCCUGGAGCUCCAGCAGAACUCCCUCUCCCACAACCAGACCAUCCACAGCGCACAGGGCAUCCCCCACGAGCCGUCGCCCACCAGCGAGAUCCUCGACACAUGAGGGGUCACCCCCAGCCGAGCGUUGGUUCAGACAGCCCCCUGCCCAGCGGAGGAAGGAUGCUGCUGUCUUGCUGCGUGGGGCGAGCGUGACGGAUGAAUCCCAGCAGCGAGGGCUCUUCUAGGCACAAAACACCGACCAUGUUUUAAUUGAGCUGUGGAGUGUCCCCUAGACGUCUUCAUCUCAGGUAUAACCCUAGGAGUCCUCCAGACAAACCAAAUGAACUUGCAAAGGACCUGAACCAGCUAACCCUGUCUCGCCCUCCCUCCACCUUCUCCCCUCCCGAGCAAAGACCGCUAAGGUUGCAAUGUCCCUUUUUACUCCUCGAGCACCUCACCUUUCCUUCAAGCUUGGAACGAAGAUUUUGUUACCGGAGACCUUUUUAUGGAGUGGGGACAGGGGCACAGGUGGAUGGGUGGGGGGCGGGCGGGACGUUUGAACUAGUAAACCCUGUGAUCGUAGAUGUCUCUUAUCUCCAAUGGUUGUGUUUACAGUUUCCUAUUUAUAACUGCUCCUGGGGGCUCCUGGGCUGACCCAGGGGUCGGUCAGUCGGUCAGUGGUGAGUGAGAGCAG
This is a messenger RNA of Apaloderma vittatum (bar-tailed trogon), 1664 nucleotides long. RefSeq names its product transmembrane protein 121-like. NCBI's taxonomy places the organism in Eukaryota, Metazoa, Chordata, Aves, Trogoniformes, Trogonidae. The record is from RefSeq and is a predicted model, not a curated record.